GUACAGUACUACAACACCAUGAUAUUAAUUUAUAAACCAUUGAUUAUAGACUAUUCAGUUAAUCAGCUAUACACUUUUAAAGGAAUCCCUGCCUAAUUAUAGAAAAAGAUUAAGUCAUUUACUACUCUAUAGUAACACGUUCGUGAACGGUUGAGUGGUGACGGGUCAUUUUGUGAUAUCGGUUUUCACUUUUUCAGUAUUCACUAUUCAGUGCACUGCUACGGCAGUAUUUCGAGUGUGCAGUGUUGUAGGCUGUGGUAGUGCAGUUCCCAGUUCCCAGUUCCGCAAAUUUCCCUGCAUUCCAACAAACGACUGUUGUAUCCGUUGGGCGUUGAGUGGUUCGAUUCGAUUAUUGGAGUAUCCAUCUUCGUUUUGCUUUCCGCCGGCCCAUAAGUCUUGCAAUUCGCUGAAAUCCAAUUAAAAAUAGUUGAGUCCAAUUAAACUUUGUCAUUGUGAUCGUGUGCGAAUGUGUGAUACAGAGUACUACUAAGUAGUGACGGAUACGAGAGAGUGUUUGCAACCACUGACUACACUCAACCUAUUCAGCCAUAGUGUGAUUGUGUGAGACGUGACUUCGUAAUUCAACAAAUCAGAAAAAUGGAUGACUUGGAUUCAGUAAUACUCAACCUAAAAGCUUGUCUAAUAUCUACCAAAGGUGGAAUACAAUUAAGUCAAAUAGAAAAUGAAUAUUUUAAAGUAACUGGCGAACGAAUUCCAUUAAGGCAGUUGGGAUUUUCAUCAUUAGAAACCUUAUUACAAUCCUCUGGAAAGUUUACAAUUCAAAAUUAUGGUGGAGGUGCUAUUGUACAAGCGUUAGCUACUAGUAAAACACAACAUUUGACUGAGCUUAUCAAAAAACAGAAAUCAAAACCACCAAAAAAAAAACCAUUUAUAGGUUUUAAAAAUGCUCCGAGAAAAUUUGGUUCUUCAAAUACCUAUAACGGCUAUAAUAGACCUAAACAGCCACUAAGACAAGGAAAUAGUGGCUUGAAUUAUGGACCUCCUCGAAACAACUAUCAAGGUACUUCUAUUCCUAAUCACACCAACAGUCAUAAUAAAACACAGUCAUCACAUAGUGAUAACAGGCAUAAUAAAUUCAAUAAUUAUGAGCCAAAAACAUUUGAUCAGAAUAAUUAUAAAAAGCCUCAGUUUCCUAUAAACAACUAUAGUAAUAAUACUAAGAACUAUAAUGGAAACUUACAAUUAAAUUCUGAUGUAUGUUUGCCUGAAACUAAAACUUUGAAUAAUCUAUCCAAUGACAAUAGAAAAAAUGAGGUUAAAUCAGUUCCAAUUAAACAUGACAUAUAUGUAUUAAAUGAAAAUACCAACAAUUAUAAUAAAUUGGAACAAAUUCCACUUACUAGCAGUUGCAGUAGCUUAGAAUCAACAUAUAGUUCUAGUUCUGCUAGUUACAAACCUAAGCAUUCAUCACCGGACAAACUCCAAACAGGAGAUACAGCCAAUAUAAAUAACAAAGAUACAAUUCCAAAAAAUAACAUUAACAUGCAGGAGAAUAAUAGUGAAUUUAAGAAAUCAUCACAUAAAUCUAUUCAGAAGUUUCCAUCAAUACAAAACAUGCCACCUAUAAAAAUGUCCACUGCACAAAGUCGCCUUGAAAAAUAUCCUAAAAAAUGUGAAGAACAAAUUAAGGUUGAUGUAGAAAGCAAAUUGGAAAAACCAUGUGCUGCAUCGACAGAGUUGAUAAUUGAAGUUGAAGAUCCUAAACAUGAGGUGUUUGAAGAAGACAAGGACUAUAUUAACGAAUUAGAAACAUAUUUAAAACAUUUAAAUUUAUCCGAACCAUAUUAUGAGUACAUGGUAAAAAAAGAAAAAUCUGGGAAAAUACUUAAAAUAACGCACAUUUGUACAAUUAAGGUAAAUGAAAAAAGUGUGGGUAGUUCUUUCCCAGUUGAUUGUAAUACGCUCAAUUAUGCACAAAAAGUCGCUGCAAAACACGCUUUAACUACUUUAAAAAAGCAAUAUGGGGAAAGUGUUAUUUACCCAAUUACAAAUGAUAUUAAUGCAAUGGCAUCUUGCGUUAAAACGCUUUUACAACGAGGUUAUGAAACGACUGGCGUUAUGGGUGAUCUCUUAGAACGUAUGUAUAGAGAGGAAUUUCAUGAAAACUUGCCUGAUAAUUGGGAUCAGCUUCUAGGAGUUUUUAGUUACUUCACAUUUGAUAAGAUAGCAGCUGCUAAUAAACUUGUUAUAUAUCUUAAUGAAACUGAGAAUAAUCAACAAAAUGGUCAUGAAUAUUCAAAUCAAGAUUUUGCAGAAGAACAAAACUUUGUUCCAGGUACUCCAUUAUUAUUUGAAGACUACACGGAAAAAUCUGUUCUCGUUUCUGCCAACUAUGGUUCAGCUAGUGUUUGGAUUCGUUUGGUUGGACAGAGUGCAGAUGAAAACUUUAUUCAAAUGCAAGCAAAAUUCAAUGACACAAUGAACACAGCAGGGUUAAGUAUCCCGGAUCAAGUUAUUGAAGGUGAAUUUUAUGCUGUACUAUACAAUUCGUCUUGGCAUAGAGUACAAAUAUUUUCUGCUAAUAAUGAGGAUGGUAUGGCUACAUGUUUUAUGAUAGACACUGGCGAGCAAUUGAACAUUGCCAAAGACCAGAUUUGUUAUCUUGAACCAAUUUUUAUGAAACCUAAAACUCAGGCUAUUGAAUGUAUUUUAUCUCAACUGGAUAAUUUUGGCACAUUUGAUGGUUUAAAAGAAUUAUUGGAUGAGAUGAUAUUGAAUAAAACAUUCUUCAUUGUACCAGAUUCAUUAGAAGAAGGAUGUGCAAGGGUCACUUUAUAUGAAAAAGGAAGAGUUAAUGUAAAUGACAUGAUCAUUCAAAGAUUUUUAGAAAAAACUAGUACAAAGCUUCCAUUAUUUGAGGAUCAAGCUAUUGUGGAUGGAAAUGUAUCAUCAAUCGUUGAGUCUGGCCAUUUAUAUUUACAAUUAAAUAUUGACAUUGUUACAUCACUUGAAGAAAUCUUGCCAAACGAUGAAUUUUUAAACCCAGAAUUUUUUUUGAAGAGCAAGGAAGAUAUUAUAAAAGACAAAGUCUACAUAACAAAAUAUGAAGCUGAUAAUAUAUGGAGCCGUGUUCAAGUUCUUGAUAUAAUCAAUGACUCUGAAGCCAAGAUAAUUUAUAUAGACUAUGGCAAUAUUGCACAGUGUGAAAUUACUAAAUUAGCAAGUUUAGAAUUAUAUGAUCCGUUGUUGGCCAAAAUUGCCCCUCAGGCUAUAAAAGUAUCAAUGAAUUUUUUACCUCCAAAUACUAUGACUCCAGAUAUUGCCAACAAGAUAUUUACAAUAAUUGGGAAUGGUACAGUUUUAGUGAAUACAGUUAAUGCACCUAAUAACGAUGUGCCAUGUGUUCAACUUUACAAAACCGAACCAGAUUCACCCAAUACACCAUACUGCAUUAACAUACCAUUAUAUCAAAGCUUAAAGAAACAAUGAAUUUCCACCCUCAUAAAGGAUAUUUGAUUAAUUGUUAUUAUUUAAAUCUAAAUGUGUAGUUUGAUCUGAUGUUGUUACAUUAGUUUUAUACAAGUGUUAUUUUGAGAAAAUACUCAUCAUUUUUUAUUUUUUUUUAUUAUUUAAAGUGUACAAUCAUAAUCAUACUUGUUAAACAACAGUUGAGAAUUUACAACAAAAUGUAAUAUUUGUUUCAUUUGUAUAUACACUUAACAAUUAUUUAUAUCAAUUGCAUGUACUGGCUUCCAACUAUGCAACUGUUUAACAAGAUAAAAAUAAUUUGUAUUGAGUGAAAAACAAUAUUAUAACUUUGAAUUUAUAAUUUUUUAUGAUUUUGUUUUUAAUAUUUUUAGCAAUAAGACACAUUUAUAAUUAAAACAGGCUAACUUUUA
Messenger RNA from Metopolophium dirhodum (rose-grain aphid), 3860 nucleotides. RefSeq lists its product as uncharacterized. The transcript is spliced from 25 exons. NCBI's taxonomy places the organism in Eukaryota, Metazoa, Arthropoda, Insecta, Hemiptera, Aphididae. Gene Ontology annotation, biological process: spermatogenesis. The record is from RefSeq and is a predicted model, not a curated record. Bases 598 to 3450 code for a protein of 950 amino acids.